Messenger RNA from Acaulospora morrowiae, 161 nucleotides. NCBI's taxonomy places the organism in Eukaryota, Fungi, Glomeromycota, Glomeromycetes, Diversisporales, Acaulosporaceae. The record is from the annotation of a GenBank genome assembly.
CUACUGGAAAACAUGUAGCAGAAUUCAUCUAUCAAGUCAUUAUCUGUAGACAUGAAUGCCCAAAACAAAUUCUGUCUGAUAGAGAAACUUAUUUUCAAAAUGAAAUAGUAGAUGGAUUACUCAAACAAUUUGAGAUAAAACAGUUAUUAUCCAUGCCAUAG